Dothidotthia symphoricarpi CBS 119687 is the source of this 626-nucleotide messenger RNA. RefSeq lists its product as uncharacterized. Lineage: Eukaryota; Fungi; Ascomycota; Dothideomycetes; Pleosporales; Dothidotthiaceae. The record is from RefSeq and is a predicted model, not a curated record. Bases 1 to 423 code for a protein of 140 amino acids. The transcript is spliced from 3 exons.
AUGAGCGCAUACACCUCCCAAUACCCACCCCUUCCCUUCGACCCCGCAUACAAGCAAUUCUUCGAAUCCUUCUACGCCGCAUCCGACGAUCCGACCGCCCACGACGCAUAUGUGGAGAAUUUCACGCAUGAUGCUACUUUGAUUAUGGCGUCGAAAACUGCCAAGGGCGGGGAAGAAAUCCUCGCCGUCCGCAAAUCGCUCUGGGAAAAAGUCGCCUCGCGCAAACACGACGCGGUUAAGAUCUUCCCGUUUGGACCCGACUCGGAUGAGGUUAUGCUGUAUGGGACGGUUACGUAUGGGUUGAAGAGUGGGGGGGAGAGUGGGCUGGAUUGGGCGGCUAGGGCGUGUUUGGUUAAGGAGGGGGGGAGGGUUAGGAUGAGGUAUUAUCAGGUUUAUUUGGAUACUGGGGCGCAGGGGAAGUGAGCAGAAGGGUCUACAUGCGGUGGUUGAAGGUCUGCUGUUUUGGUCAUGUUCACUUUGCAUAGGAAUGGAAAAGUUGAACCCGUCGACUUUCUUUAGACUAUUUUCGAGGACAAUAUAUCCAUGGAUGAAACAUCCUGUAGCAGCUAUUCGUAAAAGCAUGGCAGAACAAAUUAUAUGAUUCAAAGAUAUCGAAUACUCGGAUU